Molecule: messenger RNA, 822 nt
Organism: Thamnophis elegans (Western terrestrial garter snake)
Lineage: Eukaryota; Metazoa; Chordata; Lepidosauria; Squamata; Natricidae
Gene: NPPC
Product: natriuretic peptide C
Exons: 3
Coding region: 17-514 (165 amino acids)
Biological process (GO): receptor guanylyl cyclase signaling pathway; cGMP biosynthetic process
Cellular component (GO): extracellular region
Molecular function (GO): hormone activity; hormone receptor binding
Source: RefSeq, a predicted model, not a curated record
UUUGCGCAGCCCGGGCAUGUUCGCCUCCCGUCUGGCGGCCGGCGGGCUCCUCUUGCUGGCCCUGCUGGCUCUGGCCCUCGACGGCAAGCCGGCGCUUCCUCCGCAGCCGCUGCACCAGGCUCCGGCGGGCGGCACGACGGCGUUGCAGCGGGAGCUGACGGAGCAGCAGCCGGAGGGGUCGUCGGGUCCCGCGGCUGGAGGAGGCGGAGGGCGCAGCGGCUCCAAGGCGGGCAACGCAGCCCCGACGCCGCCGAAGAGCAAAGGGGCGGCGGCGGCGGCUGCCUCGGCCGCGUCGCGGCUGCUGCGGGAUUUGCGCACCGAGGGCAAGCAGUCGCGGGCCGCCUGGGGGCGGAUGGUGCACCCCGAGCACCACGCAGGAGGCGGCGGCGGCGGCGGCGGCGGCGGCGGCGGAGGCUCGCGUCGUCUGAAGGGGCCGGGCAAGAAAGCGCUGGGCAAGGGCUGCUUCGGCCUGAAGCUCGACCGCAUCGGCUCCAUGAGCGGCCUGGGCUGCUGAGCCGUCGAGGGCGGCCCGACGGCGACACCUGGCGGCGAUCUUUGAAGGGACACCCCACCCCCAUCCGCGGACAUUUCUGGACAUCCCCUGCAGUCACCCAGGGCCCGACUGGCGGGACCCCAAGGCCCACACAGCCUGCCUCCUGUCGGUACGAAGAGCCUGAAGCCGAAACGACCAUUUUGAGUGGGAGGGGGCUGGGUAGGGCUGGAUUGAGUUUUGCACCCCCCCAAAUCUUCCUCUCUUACCUAAUACAUACAUAGACGCCGUGUGUUUGUGUCUGUGUGUGUCUUUGGUUAUUCGAGUUUUGU